ACAGGUGGUUUUUUAAUAACUUUACUUAAAGUGGUAUUAGGCUUUUUUGGUGAAAGAGGAGAAGAAGAAGAUUCUAAGCUACCCACAGCCCUGACUGGCAGUAGUGAAGUUAUAUCCUUUCCUCAGACGUUCUUGAAUAGACUACUAUAUGUAAUUGCUAUAGCGCAAUCAGAUACAUACGUUCUAACUGGUUAUUAG
Messenger RNA from Funneliformis mosseae, 198 nucleotides. The record is from the annotation of a GenBank genome assembly. NCBI's taxonomy places the organism in Eukaryota, Fungi, Glomeromycota, Glomeromycetes, Glomerales, Glomeraceae.